Molecule: messenger RNA, 3501 nt
Organism: Iphiclides podalirius (scarce swallowtail)
Lineage: Eukaryota; Metazoa; Arthropoda; Insecta; Lepidoptera; Papilionidae
Source: the annotation of a GenBank genome assembly
AUGUUUGUUGAGGACAUUAGAAAUGACUUUUAUAACGUGCUUUUGGGAAAUAGAGUCCUUUUACUGGUCCAUUACGACGUGGAUGCAAUUUGCGCCUGCAAGAUUCUACAAGGAUUGUUCAAAUGUGAUAAUAUAUCUUAUACGCUAGUGCCUGUGGGGGGUAUAUCGGAACUUAAAACUGCUUAUGAAGAAAAUAAUGAAGAAAUCAAAUAUGUAGUGUUAAUAAACUGUGGUGGCACCAUUGACCUGGUGGAUAUACUACAACCUGAAGAGGAUGUGGUAUUUUUUGUAUUAGACUCCCACAAACCAACUGAUAUUUGCAAUGUUUAUAGUGAUGGUCAGGUGAGAUUAGUUUAUAAGGAUGAGGAAGAAAACAUUCCUAACUUUGAUGACAUAUUUAGAGAUGAUGAUGAUGAUGAGGAAGAGCAGUCUGAAAGUGGUCGAGAGGGAUUAGAAGCUGUGAUGGAGAGGAGGCGGGCACGCAAAGCCUGGGAGGAGAGGAGGCACACACUAAUGUUUAACUACACACAGUUCUCUUACUAUGGGAAACCGAGCGCGUGCGUGCUGGUGGAGCUGUGCGGGCGCGCGUCGCGGCUGUGCCCGUCGGCGCUGUGGGCGGGCGCGGUGGCGGCGGCGGCGCACGCGGCGCUGCACUCGCGGCCGCCGGCGCGCUGCCUGCUGGACGCGGAGCCGCUGCACCGGUACGCGGCCGCCGCGCAGCGCCACCGCGGCCCGACUGACGAGCCGCAGCGCGACCCCGCCGCCGACAGGACUGCGUGUGUGGUAGUGGAGAAGGAUGUCUGGCUACCGCUGUACCGUGAAUGGACCCUGGAGGCGGCCCUCAGCCAUUCGGCAGUCCUGGCCCCCAAGCUGAAGUUGCACGCCCGCUCCGGAUCCUCGAGGCUGCGACAGCUGCUAGCUGACAUGGGCAUCCCGUUGCAGCAGGCGCGGCAGGCGUACCGCGCGAUGGACGUGGAGCUGCGGCGCUCUUUGCUGGGCGCGCUGGAGGCGGCCGCGCCGCGCCACCAGCUGCCGGCGCCCACGCGCGCCACCUUCACGCUGCGCCGCCCGCACGCGCCGCCGCUCGCCGCGCUCGACGCGGUCUACGUGCUCAUGGCGCUCGUCGAGCACGUAAGCGCCCCGGCUGGAGCGCUCAGGCGCACCGAAGCGCCCGAGUGUGACGAUUCGAACGCCACUGCCCAUGGACCCGCUCGAGUCGGCGCCCGCCCGAUUAUAUUGCGUAGGUUGCUCUACGUGCUCAUGGCGCUCGUCGAGCACGUAAGCGCCCCGGCUGGAGCGCUCAGGCGCACCGAAGCGCCCGAGUGUGACGAUUCGAACGCCACUGCCCAUGGACCCGCUCGAGUCGGCGCCCGCCCGAUUAUAUUGCGUAGGUUGCUCUACGUGCUCAUGGCGCUCGUCGAGCACGUAAGCGCCCCGGCUGGAGCGCUCAGGCGCACCGAAGCGCCCGAGUGUGACGAUUCGAACGCCACUGCCCAUGGACCCGCUCGAGUCGGCGCCCGCCCGAUUAUAUUGCGUAGGUUGUUCUACGUGCUCAUGAAGCUCGUCGAGCACGUAAGCGCCCCGGCUGGAGCGCACGGAUAUGCCUGUCCGAACGCCACUGUCCUUGAACCCCCUCGAGUCGGCGCCCGCCCGAUAAUAUUACGUAGAUUGCUCUACGUGCUCAUGAAGCUCGUCGAGCACGUAAGCGCCUCGGCUGAAGCGCACGGAUAUGCCUGUCCGAACGCCACUGUCCUUGAACCCCCUCGAGUCGGCGCCCGCCCGAUAAUAUUACGUAGAUUGCUCUACGUGCUCAUGAAGCUCGUCGAGCUCGUAAGCGCCUCGGCUGAAGCGCACGGAUAUGCCUGUCCGAACGCCACUGUCCUUGAACCCCCUCGAGUCGGCACCCGUCCGAUUAUAUUGCGUAGGUUCCUCUACGUGCUCAUGGAGCUCGUCGAGCACGUAACUGCCUCGGCUGAAGCGCACGGAUAUGCCUGUCCGAACGCCACUGUCCUUGAACCCCCUCGAGUCGGCUCCCGCCAGAUUAUAUUACGUAGGUUGCUCUACGCGCUCAUGAAGCUCGUCGAGCACGUAACUGCCUCGGCUGAAGCGCACGGAUAUGCCUGUCCGAACGCCACUGCCUAUGAACCCGCUCGAGUCGGCGCCCGCCCGAUUAUAUUACGUAGAUUGCUCUACGUGCUCAUGGAGCUCGUCGAGCACGUAAGCGCCUCGGCUGAAGCGCACGGAUAUGCCUGUCCGAACGCCACUGCCUAUGCACCCGCUCGAGUCGGCGCCCGCCCGAUUAUAUUGCGUAGGUUGCUCUACGUGCUCAUGGCGCUCGUCGAGCACGUAAGUGCCUCGACUGAAGUGCACGGAUAUGACUGUCCGAACGCCACUGUCCUUGAACCCCUUCGAGUCGGCGCCCGCCCGAUUAUAUGGCGUAGGUUGCUCUACGUGCUCAUGGAGCUCGUUGAGCACGUAAACGCCUCGGCUGAAGCGCACGGAUAUGCCUGUCCGAACGCCAGUGUCCUUGAACCCCCUCGAGUCGGCUCCCGCCAGAUUAUAUUACGUAGGUUGCUCUACGCGCUCAUGAAGCUCGCCGAGCACGUAACUGCCUCGGCUGAAGCGCACGGAUAUGCCUGUCCGAACGCCACUGUCCUUGAACCCCCUCGAGUCGGCUCCCGCCAGAUUAUAUUACGUAGGUUGCUCUACGCGCUCAUGAAGCUCGUCGAGCACGUAACUGCCUCGGCUGAAGCGCACGGAUAUGCCUGCCCGAACGCCACUGUCCUUGAACCCCCUCGAGUCGGCUCCCGCCAGAUUAUAUUACGUAGGUUGCUCUACGCGCUCAUGAAGCUCGUCGAGCAUGUAACUGCCUCGGCUGAAGCGCACGGAUAUGCCUGUCCGAACGCCACUGUCCUUGAACCCCCUCGAAUCGGCUCCCGCCAGAUUAUAUUACAUAGGUUGCUCUACACGCUCAUGAAGCUUGUGGAGCACGAAACAAUUCCUAAAGCGGAGGGAUUCCAGCAAGCCUUAGCAGCUCUUGAAGUGUCCGGUGAGAACGAAGCCUGGCGCAAAGGUGCGGCAGCGGCUAGGAGGUGUUUGCAAGCCGUCGCUAGCGUUGUGCACACCACAUUGUCUUCCAGAAGAUUGCUACUGGCCGGUCCAUUUAGCUACUUCAUUGUGCAAGAGGGAAGCCCCGAGGCGUCGCUGGUGCGCGGCCCGCUGUGGCUGGGCGAGGCGGCGCGGUGGGCGGGCGGAGGGGGGGCGAGGCCGCUCCUAGCCAGCGCCCCCGCCGCGCCCCCCUCCCCGCCCGGCACCUGCCUGCUGCUCGGCCUGCCGCCCCGCUUCGACCAGGAGCCCCGCAAUCUGUUCGGUGCGGCUUUCGAGCAGGCGGCCACCAAGAGCGGGACCUCUGUCUCCCUGGACCAUGUGGACACUUCAGUCAUCACGCUGCCGACAGCGCAACGGGCCCAGUUUCUAGACGCCCUUACAGCCCUUCUGGCG